Messenger RNA from Echinococcus granulosus, 1485 nucleotides. RefSeq names its product Cyclin-G2. The coding region runs from base 1 to 1485 and encodes 494 amino acids. The transcript is spliced from 7 exons. Gene Ontology annotation, cellular component: cytoplasm; cyclin-dependent protein kinase holoenzyme complex; nucleus. Gene Ontology annotation, molecular function: cyclin-dependent protein serine/threonine kinase regulator activity. Lineage: Eukaryota; Metazoa; Platyhelminthes; Cestoda; Cyclophyllidea; Taeniidae. The record is from RefSeq and is a predicted model, not a curated record. Gene Ontology annotation, biological process: mitotic cell cycle phase transition; regulation of cyclin-dependent protein serine/threonine kinase activity.
AUGGUUGAAGUAACCCACGGCAUCUCGGGUACCCUUACUAAUGAAGACGCAUCACAGCCGUUGACAUCUCCUAAACUUCAUGUUAGCUCUGGCCGUCUACCAGAUGACCAUAUGGCAGCGGUGCGCAGAACAGCCGCUUCUAAACGCUCCCUGUUGAAGAUUCGAGCGUCUAGGAGCAUCACUAGCUGCAAUCGUUCAGACCUCUUCACUUCAAGGGAUGAGUCCAAGAGUCCCAGUUCUCCUAGUUCCUCUGCUGAUGAAGACCCAAAGCGCUCAAAGGCGGAGAGACCUUCCAGCGAUCCUGAAUGUAGUCCUUCUGGGUCACCAAAGGCUUCUCUGGACGGCCAGACCAGACCACUCUUCCAGCGCAGGACCAGAAAUCACUCUGCUCCCAUACUUUUAACAUCGAUUGAAAGCUGUGGAACCAAAACCUUAAAUUCACCUGCGAUAGUUUGUGAGCUGUCACGAAUCCCCAAACAUCGCCUGCAAAAGUUGCUGAAAAGCGAGCCUAGCUACCAUCCCAACAAUGCAUUCCUCUACUACGUCGAUCCGGUUGUGGAGGACAAGGUGGAUGCCAACCUUCGCAAUGAGGCUGUACAUAGCUUGCGUUUCAUGCAUAAUGCUUUCUUUACUCUCUCCGCAGAGGCAUUCUGCAAGGCGGUUAAUCUGAUCGAUCGCUUCAUCGUUAAAGUCAAGGUUAAGCCGAAGUACAUGGCUUGUGUUGCCGCCGCUGCAUAUUACGUUGCCGCAAAGCUGGUCGAGUCCACUCCGGAGCUCGGAGUGCCGAGUCCGGACGCGUUAGUUCAAAUCUCGCACUGUGGUGGAACAGCGGCUGAUCUGCUUCGUAUGGAGGACAUCCUGACCUCCAAACUGGGUGGAGACCUAGAUGGUGUUAACGCCUUCGAUUUUCUCCGCCUCUUCGCCUCCGCGGCAAUAGUUCUGCCCGAAGGGACCACUGUUCCAUCAAGCUUUGGUGGCACCGGGGUGGGCAGGACACCCUCCAUGGAAGCUGAAGACCCUCAGGGUCAGCUCCUUCUGCCCCCAAAUUCGAUGCCCGAGUCGAAAAGUGCUGAGAUCACUACUUUCACUGCAAGAAAUCCACAGAGCCGUCGUAUGUACGACAUUUGGAGCGCCAUGACGAGCCGACUUGUGGUCUCCCUCUGUUCUCUCGAGAUCUACCGUUUCAGACCGGCUACAGUUGCCUUGGCGGUACUGCAUCACUUCCGUGUGUCAGAAGUUGAAGCUUUGGCUCAGCUUUGUGGUGUCCAGAUGAACGAUGUGCACCAGUGCUCAGCUUUGGUUGAGGAGCUCUACGAUGUCUUCUACCGCGACUCACAUCCCAGCAGUCGCAAAGCACUCGCAUGGACUCUGUCCAAACGCACUUUGCUUCGUAUCGGUUGUUCUAGUCCUACCACAUUGGACACAAUCUCGGAGGAUUGUGAAACCGACAAGGAAGACAACUUGCAAUUCAUGUUCGAGCCAUAG